This is a messenger RNA of Eupeodes corollae, 1647 nucleotides long. Its product is annotated as reticulocalbin-2. The record is from RefSeq and is a predicted model, not a curated record. Gene Ontology annotation, cellular component: endoplasmic reticulum. Bases 388 to 1395 code for a protein of 335 amino acids. The transcript is spliced from 4 exons. NCBI's taxonomy places the organism in Eukaryota, Metazoa, Arthropoda, Insecta, Diptera, Syrphidae. Gene Ontology annotation, molecular function: calcium ion binding.
CAAAAAAAUUGUUUACUUCAACUUUGCCUUUCGCGUUCGUUUUAUUCUCGACUCUCGACAAAUCAAAAAAUUUUGUUAACUUAAUUCAUCACCUCAGGCUAAUCACCCCAAAAAUAGAUUUCAACAACUGCUUACUCGCAUGCUUGCGUAGCUUCUUGUUCUUGGCCGAUUCGGCUUUUUAGCAGAUUAAGCAAAUUAAAAAAUAAAUUCUUUGUUUUCGUCGGUCGUGUUUUUAGUGAGGGACACGGGAAGCUAGCUACAAAAAGCAAAGGUCUCUUAAGGAAUCUUUUUGUGUUCUUCAGUUGACGUGUUCCUUGGCCUGGGAACAGAAGUGCUUAGAGAUAAGUUUUUUUUUGGAUUGAAGAUAAAACAAACGAUAGCAAAAUUAUGAAAAGAUUACAUAUGGUAAACCUGCUGAUAGUCAUAUUAACUGUGGCCAGUAUUGGUUCUACUCUUGGAGCAACAACGCACAAACAUGAAAAGCACACAAGUAAAGAACGUCUAAAAGAUGGGUCUUAUAGUCCUAGAGAUGCCCAUCACAAUGAAGACGGAGAACAUCAUGUUGAGUUCGACCAUGAGGCUAUCAUUGGUAAUGUAAAGGAAGCACAAGAAUAUGAUACCUUAUCUCCAGUGGAAUCCCAGAAACGUCUAGCAGUAUUGGUUAAGAUGAUGGAUAGAAAUAGCGAUGAGUUUAUUGAUAGGCAUGAACUAAAAGCAUGGAUUUUGAGGUCUUUUAAAAAACUGUCCGAAGAAGAAGCUAUAGACCGCUUUGAAGAAAUCGAUACCAAUACCGACGAUAAAAUAACAUGGAAAGAAUACUUGAUGGACGUGUAUCAAAUCGAGGACGACGGCAUUCCAAAGAAUGAGGCCGAUUACGACAAUUACGAGGAGGAACAGAAAAUGAUGCAAGAUGACAAAGAAAUGUUCAAAGCAGCCGACGGCGAUAACGAUGGAUCUCUAUCCGUAGAAGAAUUCAUCCUCUUCCAAAAUCCCGAAGAACAUCCUCAAAUGUUACCCAUUGUCCUGGAACAAACGAUGCGCGAUAAGGACAAAAACAAAGACGGCCAAAUCGAUUUUGUUGAAUUUCUUGGAGGAUCAGCUAAAGAACACGACCAAGAAUGGUUAAUCACAGAAAAAGACCGUUUCGACCAAGAUUUCGAUCAUAAUAAGGAUGGUAUCCUUACUGGGAAUGAAGUACUCAAUUGGAUAGUUCCAAGCAACGAAGAUGUAGCUAAUGAUGAAGUUGAUCAUUUGUUUGCUGCUGCAGACGAAGAUCACGAUGAUAGGCUGUCGUAUACUGAAAUAAUUGAAAACUAUGAAACAUUUGUUGGAAGUGAAGUUACGGAUUAUGGUGACCAUUUGCAAAAUAUUCAUCGCUUGGGAGAUGAACUGUAAAAAUUGUGUAUUGGAUUUAAAUUAAAUUUGAUUAAAUUUUUUAAACUGUAUAACUUUUUGCCAAAAAUGAGGCAAUAUUCAAUUAAGCCAUUUUAGUUAGUAAUAAUUUCUACUUUCUUUUGUAAAUUUUCAAUAACUUAUUUUAAAUUUAUAUAUUUUUGCGUAUUUGUUCUCGAAAUGAUUUUUUUGUGUCUAUUAAAGAAAAAUGUGUGCGUUUUAUAUUAAAAUCUUUUUUUAUUUAAACAUCUUCGA